Coffea eugenioides is the source of this 1423-nucleotide messenger RNA. RefSeq names its product protein IRX15-LIKE. Gene Ontology annotation, biological process: xylan biosynthetic process. The transcript has a single exon. The record is from RefSeq and is a predicted model, not a curated record. Bases 200 to 1153 code for a protein of 317 amino acids. NCBI's taxonomy places the organism in Eukaryota, Viridiplantae, Streptophyta, Magnoliopsida, Gentianales, Rubiaceae.
GUAUUGGGUGGGGUUUGGACUGUCAUCUUCAUGUUUGACAUGUACCCUCUUGCUUCAACGUCUAUUUCGCCCUGUCUUUAGUUCUCGGCAUCUUUAAAAUCACACAACUUUCUCUCAAUAAUCCCCACGGGGGAGGAAUUCAGAACUCAGAACUCCAUCUGGAAUAUAUUGUCUGAAUCUCUCAACCGAAAAAGGGGAAAUGAAGAACAAUCUCAGCAGCAGCACGAAGCUUAUCCUCCUCCAUCCUUACAUCCAAAAGCAGGGCAGCUCCAAUAGGCUAUGGCUUCUUGCAUUCAUUUCAUUCUUCACUCUGGCCUUCCUUCUCACCCUGAUUUACACCAGGGAAUCCAUCACAGCUACAACAGCUGCGGCUGCCUCGGCUACAACUGGCUCCAGCAUUAAUCUUCCGCUGUCGAGUUCCGUCGUGAGGGCGCUUGUUCACUAUGCUUCCAACUCCAACAACACCGAUCACAUGUCCCACACCGACAUCAAACAGAUAUCCGAUGUCCUCCAGAAAUGCCGGAGCCCGUGUAAUUUCCUGGUGUUCGGCCUGACUCCAGAAACCCUUCUCUGGAAAGCCCUGAAUCACAACGGGAGAACAGUAUUCAUCGAUGAGAAUCGGUACUACGCUGCGUACAUUGAAGAAAAAUACCCAGAAGUCGAGGCCUAUGACGUGCAGUACACUACCAAAAUAACUGAAGCAAAUGAAUUGAUUGCUGCAGUGAAGGAACAAGUUAUGAAUGAAUGCAGGCCGGUGCAAAAUCUCCUGUUUUCCGAGUGCAAGCUCGGGCUGAAUGAUCUGCCUAAUCAAUUUUACGAAGUUGAUUGGGAUGUUAUUUUGGUAGACGGGCCUCGAGGGUACUGGCCAGAAGCGCCUGGCCGGAUGUCGGCCAUCUUCACAGCAGGUGUUCUGGCUAGGAGCAAAAAAGGCGGGAAUACAAAAACGCAUAUUUUUGUGCAUGAUUUCAAUCAAAAGGUGGACAGAACCACCAGUUAUGAGUACUUAUGCAAGGAAAAUUUGGUGAAAUCCAAAGAUAUGCUCGGGCAUUUUGUCCUGGAAAGAGCGGAUGCUAAUGUUUUUCAGUUCUGUCGCAGCAAUUACACCUCAACACCAGCUUCAUCAUCAUCAUCAUCAUCCUCGUCGUCUUCUUAGUUGGUAAUGUGCGUGUCAACACAAAUAAGUUUAGUCCUUUGCCAAUGAUCAGGAGGCGAACAAUUAGAUUACUCCUAUUUAUCCAUCUUUCAAAUUUUGACAUUUUGCUCGCUCCACCAGCUGCUGCUGUUGGUUGCAUGUAAAAUAAUUUUUUUUUUUUGUUGGGGUUUUGGCAUGUAAAAUGUAAUUGUUUGUGUUAUAAGUUUCAUGUGCAACCUGAAAACUUGGAAGGAAUCAACAAUUUGAGACGUGUCGUGGAAGUUUUAAUUU